Penaeus chinensis is the source of this 1991-nucleotide messenger RNA. RefSeq names its product glutamate-gated chloride channel-like. Gene Ontology annotation, molecular function: chloride channel activity; transmembrane signaling receptor activity; neurotransmitter receptor activity. Lineage: Eukaryota; Metazoa; Arthropoda; Malacostraca; Decapoda; Penaeidae. The transcript has 10 exons. Bases 157 to 1332 code for a protein of 391 amino acids. The record is from RefSeq and is a predicted model, not a curated record. Gene Ontology annotation, cellular component: membrane; neuron projection; synapse. Gene Ontology annotation, biological process: regulation of membrane potential; signal transduction; nervous system process.
GAGGGCGUGGGCGCGGGCGGUGUCAAGGUAGUGGUAGGCUCACUGCACGACCGUCCGCACUAGCAUUCUGCCCGCGGGUCCUCUCGUGUCUUCCUCCCACUCGCCCGCACCUUCGGCUCCUUCGUUCUACUGCCACAGGAGUGAGAGCGAGGAAAGAUGUGGAGGCUUCUUCUCGUGACGUUAUUCGUCCUGGCCACGGCCCUCAGUGCGGGGGCGGCGAAUGGAGCUCCGGAAGGCCAGGCGACGGAGAUGGUUCUGGAGAUGCUCAAAGACCAAGAGAGCUACAACUCGGCAGUCAGGCCCUCUGUUAAUGGCGGAGCUACCGAGGUCAAGGUGCAGAUGUAUAUCCGAGAAAUUGACGUCGAUGAUACAAAUAUGAAAGCUGAAUUCGAUCUCACCUUCAGGAUGGUUUGGAAUGACCCACGCCUCACUUACGAUGCACCAGGAGUCAGUUACGUAAACAUCCUCACGCCUCACUUGGCCUGGCUGCCCGACGCCUUCUUCAAGAACGCCAUCACGACGCAACUGGAGUCCGUCUACCCUGAGAGCUACCUGAGGGUCUACCCGAACGGACGCCUCAUCUACAGCACGAGGUUGUCGUUAAAGCAGAACUGCCCCAUGAACUUCGCUCGUUUCCCCCAUGACACCCAGGACUGCAAAAUCCAGGUGGCAAGUUAUGGCUACACGGCCGACGAGGUCUUCUUCGUAUUCGACGAGGAAGUCCAGAUCGGCAAGGACCUUCACGUUGAGAAAUUCCACAUGGAGAAUAUCGGGGAUAACAUGUUCUCCUAUUGCACCACGAAGACGGCUACUGGCGAAUACAGCUGCGUCCAGAUCUCCAUCAGCAUACGACGAGCUUUCGGCACGUACCUGCUGGAGUGGUACUUGCCCGUUAUCUUCCUCGUCAUCGUGGCCUAUUUCGCCUUCCUGAUCCCCGGAGACCAGUUCCUCGCCCGUCUCCUCCUCACCCUUAUUCCCCUCAUUAGCUUGGCUUCCUUCAGCUACAGCUUCAGGCAGUCGUUGGCCUUGGUGCCCUACGCGCGCGCCCUCGACAUCUUCACCGGCAUCUCCCUCAUAGUCAUCUUCGCCACGCUCGUCCACGUCAUCAUGUGCUACAUCAAGGGAGGGCAGAAGUGCAACGUGGCAGCGGACGAAGCGCGAGGCGGAUCGGACGAGGAGGCGCCCAAGGAGCUGAGCGAGGAGCAGUCCGCCUUCCGCCGCGCGUUGAACAAGGUUAUGAAGCGCGCCGAGUUCCUCUCCCGCUGCAUCCUCGUGGGCUUCUAUGUCUUCUUCCUCUUCGUGUACUUCGCUGCCUACUGCGGCACUGGCUAAGGUCGGAGCUCCUCCUGCUACAGACGGCUGUCCACGGGGUGCUGACCAAUCGCCAAGGCACCGUGUACAAGAUAUACCUCGAGGAUUACCUACGAGAUUAAAAUACUACAAAACACCCCCUGAGAAACAAUGUGUAGGUCUGCCAUUCAUCGCUUGCUUUAUACUUUUGUUUAUCAUGUUCUUACGCCGUCUGUUAGUGAGAAAACAUCUUUGCACACUUAUGUUCCAAUAAAAUGCAGACCGUUUCAGUGUUUUUUUUUUUUUUUAUUGUGUUUUUAAAGAUCUGUAUGCGUGUUUGUUAAUAGUCUGAACAGAUAUUUGCUUUUGGCUUGUUUGUUAAAACAUAGAGAGGAUGAUUGUGCUGCGGCAAAUCAUCUUUUGAUCAGUUCUAGAAUUUGUACUCUGGUUUUAUAAACUUCUUUUCAGUACUGCAGUUAGUUUUGCUAUUACGAUGAAUGAAUGAGUAUGGUGAAUUUUUUUCCAAGUAUUUUUAAUGAAUUAGUACAAAAAAGUGACUUUCGCACAGUGCAAAGCUAAAUGUUGUCAGUGUGUUAGUGUGAAUGCCGAGUGCCCUUUCUUAAGGCAAAGAGGAAAUCUCUGUACUGUUACUGGUAAAGAUUACCUGGUGUAUGCCUGGUAUCAAUAAAUGUCUGAUUUUC